GGCUGGGGGUGUUCGCACAGCACCAAACAGUUCUGUAAACAUGAGCCUUUCCUCCCGCGUGGGGGCGCACAGCGCCCUCCAGACCCGCAGAGCUACACCUGCUAAGCCCACUGCCGGGCUCUGUUCCCCAAAGUCCCGGGCAAGCGGCUCCACUGUGGUAAGUCAUUCCAGGGCGAGCUCCGCAGAGCAAGCUUUGCCUUUUGCAGACGACGGGCUCCCGCCCAAGAAAAUUACGUGGCGCUUGUUUUCCUUUUUUAUUUUUCUUGAGGUUUACCCAAAAUAGUUGCUUCAAUCCGAUUGCCACGAGUCCUGCUCACCCCUUUGGGAGCAGAGCCUGUCCCUUACCCACGCUCGGCUCUGAACCCGGAUCUCCACCCGGGAGGACCGGCGGGAGGAGGCGGACCCUUGAGGAACAGACGGCCCCUCCUUGGAGGGGAGGGACCGACUUCCCAAGGCCUUGCUCUCCAGCAGUCCCAGCGCCAGGUCCCAGAACUUAGUCCUACGCCACGGUUCUGACCACGCGUGACCUGCUGCCCAGCCGGCCCGCGGUCCAGUGGUCCGUGUGUCCCUCGGACAUGUCGUCCUGCAGCCGCGUGGCGCUGGUGACCGGGGCUAACAAGGGCAUCGGCUUCGCCAUCACGCGUGAGCUGUGUCGGAAGUUCUCGGGGGACGUGGUGCUCACGGCGCGGGACGAGGCGCGGGGCCGGGCGGCCGUGCAGCAGCUGCAGGCGGAGGGCCUGAGCCCACGCUUCCACCCGCUGGACAUCGACGACCUGCAGAGCAUCCGCGCGCUGCGCGACUUUCUGCGCCGGGAGUACGGGGGACUCAACGUGCUGGUCAACAACGCGGGCAUCGCCUUUAGAAUGGAUGAUCCAACACCCUUCGACGUUCAAGCUGAGGUAACGCUGAAGACGAACUUUUUCGCUACUAGGAAUGUCUGUACUGAGCUGCUGCCCAUAAUGAAACCACAUGGUAGAGUGGUGAACGUCAGCAGUCUGCAGGGGUCAAGGGCUCUUGAAAACUGCAGCGAACAACUUCAGGAAAGGUUCCGCUGCGACACGCUUACGGAGGGAGACCUGGUCGACCUCAUGAAAAAGUUUGUGGAGGACACAAAAAAUGAAGUUCACGAGAGGGAAGGCUGGCCAGACUCCGCUUACGGCGUGUCCAAGCUGGGGGUUACAGUCCUCACGAGGAUCCUGGCCCGGCAGCUCGAGGAGAAGAGGAAGGCAGACAGGAUCCUGCUGAACGCCUGCUGCCCGGGGUGGGUGAAGACCGACAUGGCGGGGGCGCAGGGCUCCAGGACCGUGGAACAGGGCGCCGAAACCCCCGUCUACUUGGCCCUCCUGCCCCCUGACGCCACGGAGCCUCACGGGCAGCUAGUCCGCGACAAACUUGUGCAAACGUGGUGAGCAUCUGCUCUGGGCUUAAUGGUUUAACAGCUGUUAGAAUGGGGCAGGUGCAGCCCGGCUCUUGCCAGCUUUGAGGAGGAAGGUGUACUCCUUUCUGAGUGGUUCCGCGGGCCAGACCCGAACGGUUCGCUGUGUCCGAACGCUGGGCAUCUCGAACCUUCAUCCACUUAGUGUGUCUGCUUUGUUUUUCAGAUUAAAAAUAUUUUCGUUUUUA
Molecule: messenger RNA, 1623 nt
Organism: Meriones unguiculatus (Mongolian gerbil)
Lineage: Eukaryota; Metazoa; Chordata; Mammalia; Rodentia; Muridae
Gene: Cbr3
Product: carbonyl reductase 3
Exons: 3
Coding region: 576-1409 (277 amino acids)
Molecular function (GO): carbonyl reductase (NADPH) activity
Source: RefSeq, a predicted model, not a curated record